AUGGAUACAAUAUGGUCAUAUGGUUUUGGUCUUGACACAGUUAUUGGCUUCGACAUAUUUUUCCAUUUACAACAAAAAUUUAUUGAUGAAGAACCAUCUAAAUGGAUUGUAAAACAGGCAUAUCAAUUGAUUGAUAAACAUGAAAAAGUUGGUCAAACUAAUCGAACUGAUUUAAUGCAAUUAAUGCUUGGAUCAGCAUCAAAAGAUGAUGUUAUACAAAAUGAAACACUUAUUGAGGCACCAAUUAUUCGUAAACUAACCAUAUCUGAAAUCGCUUUGAAUAUUUAUCUAUUUAUGGUUGCUGAUUAUGAAACAACAAGUACUACAUUUGCUCAUGUUUCUUAUGUUCUUGCAACUCAUCCAAAUGAACAACAUUAA
This is a messenger RNA of Rotaria sp. Silwood1, 378 nucleotides long. NCBI's taxonomy places the organism in Eukaryota, Metazoa, Rotifera, Eurotatoria, Philodinida, Philodinidae. The record is from the annotation of a GenBank genome assembly.